Molecule: messenger RNA, 2470 nt
Organism: Papilio machaon (common yellow swallowtail)
Lineage: Eukaryota; Metazoa; Arthropoda; Insecta; Lepidoptera; Papilionidae
Gene: Hsp83
Product: heat shock protein 83
Exons: 1
Coding region: 162-2315 (717 amino acids)
Biological process (GO): cellular response to heat; protein folding; protein stabilization
Cellular component (GO): protein-containing complex; plasma membrane; perinuclear region of cytoplasm
Molecular function (GO): disordered domain specific binding; ATP-dependent protein folding chaperone; ATP binding
Source: RefSeq, a predicted model, not a curated record
AUAACCGGCGUUAUUUGAGAAAUACAAGCGAGCGAGACGUUAGUGCGAUACUCGGCGAUUUCAACACGUGCUCUUUAUCAAACCGCGUUGCUAAUCAAGUAUUGUGUGAAAAAAGAAACUUAAAUAUAUUUUAUACAACCAGUUUCAAGUGAUUAUUCAAGAUGCCAGAAGAGAUGCAGGUCCAGUCGGGAGAGGUGGAGACUUUCGCCUUCCAGGCGGAGAUCGCCCAGCUGAUGUCCCUGAUCAUCAACACAUUCUACUCGAACAAAGAAAUUUUCCUUCGAGAGCUGAUUUCCAACUCAUCUGACGCCUUGGACAAGAUUCGAUAUGAAUCACUCACAGAUCCAUCGAAACUUGAUAGCGGUAAGGAACUUUACAUCAAAAUCGUUCCCAACAAGAGCGAAGGCACACUGACAAUCAUAGAUACCGGUAUCGGUAUGACAAAGGCAGAUCUAGUCAACAACCUGGGUACGAUUGCUAAGUCCGGAACAAAGGCGUUCAUGGAGGCGUUACAAGCGGGAGCUGACAUCAGCAUGAUUGGUCAGUUUGGUGUAGGUUUCUACUCCUGCUACUUAGUAGCCGAUCGUGUCACAGUUCACUCCAAACACAAUGAUGACGAGCAAUACAUGUGGGAGUCUGCAGCCGGAGGUUCGUUCACAGUCCGUCCCGACCCGGGCGAGCCCCUUGGCCGCGGUACAAAGAUCGUAUUGUAUAUUAAGGAAGACCUAACUGAGUACCUGGAGGAGCACAAGAUCAAAGAAAUUGUCAAGAAACACUCCCAGUUCAUCGGUUACCCCAUCAAACUCGUCGUAGAGAAGGAACGUGAAAAGGAAUUGUCCGACGACGAGGCCGAAGAAGAAAAGAAAGAAGAGAAAGAGGACGACAAGCCUAAAAUCGAGGACGUCGGAGAGGAUGAAGAAGAGGACAGCAAUAAGGAAAAGAAGAAGAAAAAGACCAUCAAGGAGAAGUACACCGAAGACGAGGAGCUGAACAAGACCAAGCCGAUCUGGACACGUAACGCUGAUGACAUCACACACGAGGAGUACGGAGACUUCUACAAGUCCCUUACCAACGACUGGGAAGACCACCUGGCGGUAAAGCACUUCUCCGUGGAGGGUCAGCUUGAAUUCCGCGCGCUGUUGUUCGUACCACGUCGCGCGCCUUUCGACCUCUUCGAGAACAAGAAGCGGAAGAACAACAUCAAGCUAUACGUCCGCCGCGUUUUCAUCAUGGACAACUGCGAGGACCUGAUCCCUGAGUACCUCAACUUCAUCAAGGGUGUAGUCGAUAGCGAGGACCUGCCCCUUAACAUCUCGCGUGAGAUGCUUCAACAGAACAAGAUUCUCAAAGUCAUCCGCAAGAACUUGGUUAAGAAAUGCCUUGAACUCUUCGAGGAGCUCGCUGAAGACAAAGAAAACUACAAGAAGUUCUACGAACAGUUCAGCAAGAACUUGAAGCUCGGCAUCCACGAGGACUCGCAGAACAGGUCGAAGUUGGCGGAUCUGCUGCGCUACCACACGUCGGCGUCUGGCGAUGAGGCGUGCUCGAUGAAGGAGUACGUGUCGCGCAUGAAGGAGAACCAGAAGCACAUCUACUAUAUCACCGGUGAAAACCGCGACCAGGUCGCCAACUCGUCGUUCGUUGAAAGGGUUAAGAAGCGCGGCUACGAGGUCGUGUACAUGACCGAGCCCAUUGAUGAGUACGUCGUGCAGCAGCUCCGGGAGUUCGACGGCAAGACCCUGGUGUCCGUCACCAAGGAAGGUCUUGAGCUGCCCGAGGACGAGGAGGAGAAGAAGAAGCGCGAAGAGGACAAAGUCAAGUUCGAGGGACUCUGCAAGGUCAUGAAGAACAUUCUGGACAACAAAGUUGAGAAGGUCGUCGUAUCCAACAGGCUGGUGGAGUCUCCGUGCUGCAUCGUGACAGCGCAAUACGGCUGGUCGGCUAACAUGGAGCGAAUCAUGAAGGCGCAGGCUCUCAGAGACACGUCGACCAUGGGCUACAUGGCCGCCAAGAAGCACCUAGAGAUCAACCCUGACCACUCCAUCGUGGAGACUCUCCGACAGAAGGCGGAGGCCGACAAGAACGACAAGGCUGUUAAGGACCUGGUUAUCUUGCUUUACGAGACCGCGCUGCUGUCGUCUGGCUUCACCCUGGACGAGCCCCAGGUACACGCGUCGCGCAUCUACCGCAUGAUCAAGCUGGGUCUGGGCAUCGACGAGGAUGAGCCCAUCCAGGUAGAAGAGUCAGGCGCCGGCGAGGUGCCCGCGCUCGAGGUCGACGCUGACGACGCAUCGCGCAUGGAGGAAGUCGAUUAAAUCUCAGUUAUGUUCCCGCCUAGUUAUGCCAUGUUCUAAUGGUUAUGUGGUUAUCGCCGUUUAUUUUGUGCACUGGUGUACAGCCAAAGACUGAUUUAGUUCAAAAAAUUCCAUUAUUAAUUACGAUUAAUAAAUAAACAAAUUUUAACUUUUAA